Ostreococcus lucimarinus CCE9901 is the source of this 707-nucleotide messenger RNA. RefSeq lists its product with no specific name. The transcript is spliced from 2 exons. NCBI's taxonomy places the organism in Eukaryota, Viridiplantae, Chlorophyta, Mamiellophyceae, Mamiellales, Bathycoccaceae. Bases 27 to 644 code for a protein of 205 amino acids. The record is from RefSeq and is a predicted model, not a curated record.
AUCGCGGGAUGGCGAGCGAUGAGACGAUGGACGACGCGCCCGGGGCGUCGGACGAAGCGCGGGAACCGCUGCUGAAACGCGUGGGAGCGAGCGUGGAGGGGACGUCGCUGAUGAAUCACAGGCUGAUGAAGAAUCCAAAGUUUCGAGCGUUGCUCGUGGAGAGCUUGAUGGCGUUGACGACGUUUUCGUUCAUGGCGAAACAAACCGAGGGACUGGCGGGGCCGGAGCUGAGCACGCUGAACGACUGCGGUGAAGCGGGGUGUGGAUUCACGAAGUUUUAUCAAUUUAAGGGCGUCGUCGGUGUGUACGCGGGAUUCUGGGCGUACACGGUGAUCUUGAUCGCGAUGUACGUGAUUCGCAAGGCGCCGCCGCCCGGGACGGAGUUCGCGUCCUACGCGCUGUUCACCGCGGCCAUGGCGACGUUCGUCGUCAUGUCCAUCACCGAGUGCGCGUCCGUGGUAUUGAGUUCGGAUUAUUACGUGUGCAAAAACGCAGAUUACAGUUUGGUUUCCCUGAUUUUCGCCGCGGCGACCAUCGUGCUCAACUGUUUAACGUGCGCCUUCGCGUGGCGACAGUGGGGCGAGUUGAAAUUCGUCGGCUUACCGAAGACGUUAUCCGCGCUCACCGAGACCUAUCCCGGUUGAUCGAUUCGCCGGCGACGAUCAUCACCGAACCCAUCAUCCCUGUAACACCAGUGAAAUCCCGCC